AUGCAGGAUGCUCUACUUGCUUCUAUUGCCACAUUCCAUACAAAGAAGAUAAUUCUUUCUGAUCUGCUCAAGUUUCCUUAUUAUGGAAUGAUUCCUGAAACCAUGUAUCGUGGUGUUGCAGAAAAGAGCAAUGUCUUGGCUGACUAUAGGAAACUUCCUCCUAUCGGACAGAGAGUUCUGUCUCCAGAGCAGCAAGCAGCUUUGGAUGCACAAGAAAAGCCUACCAACAAAGGAAAGAGGGUUUCAAAGAAAGAGGAUCCUGAGGAAUGUAAGUCCAAUUCCUCUAAAUGCAAGUCUGGUGAAGGCGAUACUUCUCAACCGAAACCGAAGAAGAUAAAGAAGAUGGCUCGCAGACCUAGAGGGAACACUCCUCCAAGCACAGAUAAUACAGAUGAGCAAAGUGAGGAAGAAGAGGUUCGUCAUGUCUCACCCCGAGAGCCCACUCCUCCACGAUCUCCUACCCCACCAGAAUCUCCAAAUCACAACAGAGUUCCAACUCCAACCCCAUCACCGAAACAGACUGUUCCACUUUCUGUUCCCACUGUUACUACACCCCUUACCACUCAAGCAACAAAUUUGACAACCCCACCACCAAUUACUUCAGUUCCUAUUUCUACUAUACCCUUAUCUUCUCCAAUUAUAACCGAAUCAAUAACCACUACCAUUCCCAAAUCCAUUGUGGAAGUUAAUGUAUCUGAUACAGGGGCUACUACUGUGACUGAAAUUCCAAUCGUUAACAAACUACCUUCACCAACCCCAUCAUCUGAUUCUGGUGCUACUCUUGGGGGAGACGAUGAGGAAUUUGACUCGAUUUACUACAGUCCUUACCGACUUCAAACCGAUGAUGAGACUGAUGCUCCUGUCUCAAGUCAACAAAUACAGAGCAUUCAUGAUAAGUUGGAUCGAUUGCUUGCUGAUAGCAAAGCCUAUGGUGGUAUUGUUCUUAAAGAAUUUCUGGAGACAGCCAUUGAGCAGUAUACUAUGGCAAUUCAUAAUUCUACGAAGGCAGUUAAUGAAUCUACCUCCACCUGUAAGCAGGCCACCAAAGACGUUUCUGAGAUUGUUCAUACAACUCAGAUUUUUCUUGAGUCGUUAAAGUCUCAUGCUGACACCCAUGCAACACACUAUCAAUCCUCUGUGGACUCCCUUUCUAAGUCCCUUCACGAUGAAACUACUAAGUUUGAGGCUGUACGCUCUGAGCUUAAAACAGAAACCACUUCUUUCUUAAACUCAGUGGAUUCUCGUUUUGAUGCUCUGGCUGCUAAUCUUGCAACAGAGAGUGCCUUGAAGGAGGAUUUGGCUAAAAAGCGAGCAACAAUUGAUGUUCAGAAAGUGCAGCUGGCCCAGGCGGAGAAAGAAAUUUCCUUGUUGAAAACUUAG
Messenger RNA from Lactuca sativa (garden lettuce), 1380 nucleotides. Lineage: Eukaryota; Viridiplantae; Streptophyta; Magnoliopsida; Asterales; Asteraceae. The record is from RefSeq and is a predicted model, not a curated record.